AUCAGGAUCUCAUUUUCUCUCUCUCGGUCUCUCUUUCCAAAUCUUGUUCACCAUGUAUUGAUUUCUCCAAAAUUCUGGGUUUCCAAUCGCAUAAAGCUUUUGCUUGGAAAACAAGGCUGUUGCGUCAAGGAUCACCGGGGAGAAGGUUUCUCCGCCGUUGAGAAACCUUUCACCGUGAAAAAGACAUCAUAAUGGCGGACUCGCCGGGGAAUUCUCCUCCUGCUCCGGAAACCCCUAAUGCAGGUUCUCCGUCAAAUGGGACAACGCCUUCAAAUGGGUCAUCUCCGCCGACACCAACCUCUCCAUCGCCACCGUCUCCAGAUUCUGCUCCCCCGCCAAAUAACAACGACUCGGCUUCUCCAGCGCCGCCUGCGCCACCGAGCCAGGAAACCUCACCUCCUCCAGCAUCAUCAUCGCCGCCAGCUGUAGGUAAUCCGCCACCGCAAACUCCAGAAAAUCCUACUCCACCUUCGCCUGAAGGCUCAUCUCCGGGAACGCCACCGGCACCGCCUCAAACACCGUCGAACCAAGCACCGCCUUCACAAAGACCAGCUCCUACUUCUCCUGGUGCCAAUGAUGACCGAAACAGAACCAAUGGCGGCAAUGGCAACAACAGAGACGGUUCCGUACCCUCUCCACCAUCAGGGAACAGAAAUCCCGGUGACGGUGGCUCACCUUCACCGCCUCGGUCAAUAAGCCCUCCUCGGAAUGGUGGAGAUUCAUCAGACCCCUCAUUACCACCAGGGAAUCAUCAGCAACAAGCCAACGUUGGAUUGAUUAUUGGAGUCCUUGUAGGAGCAGGGCUAUUGCUUCUACUUCUAGUUAUUAUUUGCAUCUGCUGCAACAAGAAGAAGAAGAAACGUUCUCCUCAAGUCAACCACAUGCACUAUUACAACAACAGCCCCUUUGGAGCACCCACAGGUAAUGGUGGUUAUUAUAGCAAUGGAACACCUCAAGAUCAUGUGGUGAAUAUGGCUUCUCAAGGUGGUGGAAAUUGGGGACAACAGCAACCUGUGUCCGGUCCUCAUAGCGGCAGUUCCAACUUAACCGGUCGAACCGCUGCUACACCGUCGCCUCCAGCCGUGACUCUUGGUCACAACCAAAGCACGUUCACCUACGAUGAGCUGUCGAUUGCGACAGAAGGUUUCUCUGAGUCAAAUUUGCUAGGACAAGGAGGAUUUGGGUAUGUUCACAAAGGGGUUUUGCCUGGUGGCAAAGAAGUUGCAGUCAAGAGUCUUAAACUCGGAAGUGGACAAGGAGAACGCGAGUUUCAAGCAGAGGUCGAGAUCAUUAGCCGUGUCCAUCAUCGUCAUCUCGUUUCUCUUGUCGGAUACUGCAUCUCUGGUGGUAAAAGGCUUUUGGUUUACGAGUUUCUACCUAAUAACACUCUUGAAUUCCAUCUUCACGGAAAGGGUCGUCCAGUUUUGGAUUGGCCUAUACGAGUGAAGAUUGCCUUGGGAUCAGCUAGAGGCCUUGCAUAUUUGCACGAAGACUGUCAUCCUCGCAUUAUCCAUAGAGAUAUCAAAGCUGCAAACAUUCUUCUUGAUUUCAGUUUUGAAACUCAGGUUGCAGAUUUUGGAUUAGCUAAGCUAUCUCAGGACAACUACACUCAUGUCUCCACUCGUGUUAUGGGAACUUUCGGAUAUUUAGCUCCAGAGUAUGCCUCAAGCGGCAAGUUAUCAGACAAAUCUGAUGUUUUCUCUUUUGGAGUAAUGCUUCUUGAGCUCAUAACCGGACGACCUCCAGUGGAUCUAACCGGAGAAAUGGAAGACAGCUUGGUAGAUUGGGCAAGGCCUGUGUGUUUGAAAGCAGCUCAAGAUGGAGAUUACAGUCAAUUGGCAGAUCCGCGUCUAGAGACAAACUACGAUCAACAAGAGAUGGCUCGAAUGGCUUCUUGUGCAGCUGCAGCAAUCAGACACUCAGCAAGAAGACGACCUAAGAUGAGCCAGAUUGUACGAGCGCUAGAAGGAGAUGUAUCAAUGGACGAUCUAAGUGAAGGAGGAAGAGGAGGACAAAACACGUAUCUGAGCCCUGGAAGCGCGAGCUCCGAGUAUGACGCGAGCUCGUACAGUGCAGACAUGAAAAAAUUCAAGAAGUUGGCAUUAGAGAGUAAAGAGUAUCAAAGCAGUGAAUAUGGUGCAACAAGCGAGUAUGGCUUAAAUCCUUCUGCUUCAAGUAGUGAAGAAAUGCAUAGAGGUUCAAUGAGACGCAAUCCUCAACACUGAAACACACACAUUUCUCACUUUCUUCUCUCUGCCUUUUCAUCUUUUGCUUAAGGCUUUGCUCCAUUGAUUGUUUCAUUCUGCGUCAAAGCAUUGCAGUUUGAAAAAAGUCCAAAUUAUAAUGUUUUUAGGAGUGAUUUUUGACCACAGAGACUAUAGUGUUCUGCUGAAAUGUAUAGUUCAAAUCCUUAAUAAGCCAUGCAAAUGCUAUAGUUUUAU
Messenger RNA from Thlaspi arvense, 2441 nucleotides. The record is from the annotation of a GenBank genome assembly. Lineage: Eukaryota; Viridiplantae; Streptophyta; Magnoliopsida; Brassicales; Brassicaceae.